AUGGUAGACCCCCAAAUCCAUCGCGACGAAGUUUUAGGCCGUCAGGUAAAUGGCCUACCGGGGAGGAAAGUGGCCAAAAGUGUCUUCCAGUUCGCGACGCCUCUGGAUCUGGUCAUUAUUGCCAUCAGCGGCCUCUCCGCUGUGGUCGCCGGAGGCCUCAACCCUUUCCUUACUGUGCUAUACGGUCAACUCGUUGGCUCGUUCAAUGGUUUCCAGGAUGGCACCAUUUCCGUAUAUGAUCGUUUUGGUUAA
This is a messenger RNA of Penicillium cinerascens, 252 nucleotides long. RefSeq lists its product as uncharacterized. Gene Ontology annotation, cellular component: membrane. Gene Ontology annotation, molecular function: ATP binding. Lineage: Eukaryota; Fungi; Ascomycota; Eurotiomycetes; Eurotiales; Aspergillaceae. The transcript has 2 exons. Bases 1 to 252 code for a protein of 83 amino acids. The record is from RefSeq and is a predicted model, not a curated record.